ACUUUGUCGAAUAAAAAUAAAAUAAAAAUACCUGAAAGAAAAAAGUAAAACUACUUGAAUAUGUCGGAGAAAUUGCUGAAAAUCACUUACCACAAUGCACCAGCUGGCACAGGCAAGAAGUUGAAUGCAUAUCUGCGAAUGCCAUCAAACAACUUUAGCAUUCUACGUCGCGAAAUCGACAUGUACCUGUUCCAGGAGCGACAGCUUGCCAAAUGCGAGAUAAGGACAUAUUGGAUUGAUUCCGAUGGUGAUGAAAUAGAAGUCUUCAAUCAAAAUGAUUAUGAAAUAUUCUUGGCCAAAUGCAAGGAGAAUAUGCAUUUGCAAAUUGCAGCUGUUGACGAUGGUAAGGCUGACGCCAAGCAGGCAUCAGCUGCUAAGCAAGCUGAGGAUGAUCCCAGCAAUUUCGUCAUCCAUGAUGGAGUCGAGUGCGAUGCAUGCGGCGCUCUACCAUUGGUCGGCUUUCGGUACAAGUGCAUACAGUGCCCCAACUUUGAUCUGUGCCAGGCCUGCGAGUCGGCUCACAAGCAUGCCGAUCACUUGAUGGUCCGCAUGCCCACCAACAGUGGACCGAGUGUGGUUGAGGCCUGGCUAAGUGGUCCGAGUGCCACCUCGCAUCAUCAUCGUCGUUCGAGCCGUCGCACUCGCGAUCAGUGCCCAUUCGCAGGGGCAACUGCAACUGCUACGACAACUGCUACUUCAGCACAGGCUACCCCAGCUGGUGCAGCUCCGUGCUGGACUCGUCGCGAAAGACGCCAUGGUCGCCGGAAUGGCAACGUAUUCUCUCAAUUCGUAGACAUGAUGAUGCAUUUGCCGGAGAGCAAUGCAACGCCCACUGCGGCUGCCGCAACUCAGGAGGCACAAGAGCCGGAGCCAAAAGAGAAGCCAACUGUAGUGAAUAAUGACAAAUCUGAAGGAACCCAGAAAACCGAGAAAGUAGGGGAGUCGACUGACGUCCCAGUAAAGCAAAAGCAAGCAGCUUCAACUGAAGCAAAUGCUGAAGCAAAUGCACAAGAGCCGGUGGCUGCUCCUCGCAGCCCCAAGGAGCAAGCCCAGACACAGGCAACUGCCACGCCUACUCCGAAUAGCACACCAACAACCCCAGUAAUCAGUCUGGAGAAUUUGGCACAGGUUGUCAAUCCCGAGUAUAUGCGUGCCGGUAUUGAAAUCUUGAACAACUUUAGCGAAAUGUUUGCUAAAAUAAUUGAUCCCAGUGCAGCAGCCGAUUUUGGCUGUGCCGAGACCUCCAUGGCUUCAAAUGGCUCAACGGCCUCUGAGAAAUCUGAGGCUAGCAAUGGAGUACAGGCGUCUGCUCCAACUGCUGAUGCAGCUACAGCUACAACUGCAACUACAACUACAACAACUACAACUGCCACUGAAACUGAAACUGUUGGCGAGCCAGUGGCACAGACGACUAAUACCCUGGUGGAGGAACGACGCCGAUCGGAGAGCUUGGAUCAGGAUUGGCAAAUGAUUGAUAACACGGCCUCGCCCAUGGCCAAUGUCUCUAGCUCGGAUGCAUUGAUCAACUUGAGCAACACAAACGCGACCACAACUGAUUCACCGGUGACCCCAGCCCGUGAUUUCGCGCAAUUGGGUGAGAUGUUGCGUCAGCACGUGAACGAGGAACAGCAGCGGGAACUGGCAACAGCUCACACCCAAACCUCCCAGGUGAGCACGGUCAGCACAUCGACUUCAACCACAGCUGUGGCCACCAACAGCACCUCGACAUCGACAGCGGGCAAUCCUCCAGCCCCUGAGCAGAAGCGCCAAGUGCCCAUCUAUCAUACUGAUGAACGCAUCAAUAACGCAGUGCACGCGAUGAUGGCCAUGGGCUUCAGCAAUGAGGGAGCCUGGUUGACGCAGCUGUUGGACUCAGUGAAGGGCAACAUACCGGCUGCAUUGGACAUUAUGAAUGCAUCGCAAAGUGGUCGCAAUUGAUUCAUUUUGUCGCAUAUUUAUAAGUUCAUUCAUUUUAUCUUCGACAAUUAAUAUUAGCUUCAGGCAUAUUAUGUCAAUUUAUGUUAUCUUUGGUGAAGUGUUUUCAUUCGUUUUACGAAACGAAUGAUAAUCAAGUAUAUAAUCUAU
Messenger RNA from Drosophila arizonae, 2085 nucleotides. RefSeq names its product refractory to sigma P (gene ref(2)P). Gene Ontology annotation, molecular function: K63-linked polyubiquitin modification-dependent protein binding; protein kinase C binding; zinc ion binding. Lineage: Eukaryota; Metazoa; Arthropoda; Insecta; Diptera; Drosophilidae. Gene Ontology annotation, biological process: aggrephagy; endosome organization; mitophagy. The record is from RefSeq and is a predicted model, not a curated record. Gene Ontology annotation, cellular component: amphisome; aggresome.